UGACAUUUUCGUAAUUUCUUGUGCGACGAAAGGCCAUUUUCUUUGGAUAUUGAAGGCCACAGAUCACGGAUUCGGCCUGAGGCUAUUCUCCAACGAUGAUUGAGUCCAUUAAGCACAGAUUUGUGCGGAUUUAUUCCGGGUCAAUUUUUGGCAGAUUCCAAAGGGGUACCAUCACAGAUUUCGUGCGAUUUAUCCGAAAUGCCAUUUUCUUUCGAUUCUGGAGGCUACAGAUCACGGAAUCAGGCCGAGGCAAUUCUCCACCGAUAAUGAAGUCUAUUUAUCCUAUUCUCCACGGAUGAUAAGCCCGUUAAGCAUCGAUUUGGGCCAAUUUAUUUUCGGAUGGCAUUUUCGUAAUUUCUUUGGCGAAGAAAGGCCAUUUUCUUUGGAUAUUGAAGGCUACAGAUCACGGAUUCGGCCUGAGGCUAUUCUCCAACGAUGAUUGAGUCCAUUAAGCACAGAUUUUGGCGGAUUUAUUCCAGGUCAAUUUUUGGCAGAUUCCAAAGGGGUACCAUCACAGAUUUCGGGCGAUUUAUGCAAAAUGCCAUUUUCUUUCGAUUCUGGAGGUUACAGAUCACAGAAUCAGGCCGAGGCUAUUCUCCACCGAUAAUGAAGUCUAUCGAUCCUAUUCUCCAUGGAUGAUAAGCCCGUUAAGCAUCGAUUUGGGCCAAUUUAUUUUCGGAAGGCAUUUUCGUAAUUUCUUGGGCGACGAAAGGGUAUUUUCUUUUGAUAUUGAAGGCUACAGAUCACGGAUUCGGCCUGAGGCUAUUCUCCAACGAUGAUUGAGUCCAUUAAGCACCGAUUUGGGCGGAUUUAUUCCGGGUCAAUUUUUGGCAGAUUCCAAAGGGGUACCAUCACAGAUUUCGGGCGAUUUAUCUGAAAUGCCAUUUCCUUUCGAUUCUGGACGCUACACAUCACGGAAUCAGGCAUAGGCUAUUCUCCACCGAUAAAUAAGUCUAUUGAUCCUAUUCUCCACGGAUGAUAAGCCCGUUAAGCAUCGAUUUUGGCCAAAAAAAAUUUUGGAUGGCAUUUUCGCAAUUUCUUGGGCGACGAAAGGCCAUUUUCUUUGGAUAUUGAAGGCUACAGAUCACAGAUUCGGCUUGAGGCUAUUCUCCAACGAUGAUUGAUUCCAUUAAGCACAGACUUGGGCGGAUUUAUUCCGGGUCAAUUUUUGGCAUAUUCCAAAGGGGUACCAAUACAGAUUUCGGGCGAUUUAUUCGAAAUGGCAUUUUCUUUCGAUUCUGGAGGCUACAGAUCACAGAAUCAGGCCAAGGCUAUUCUACACCAAUAAUGAAGUCUAUUGAUCCUAUUCUCCAAGGAUGAUAAUCCCGUUAAGCAUCGAUUUGGGCCAAUUUAUUUUCGAAUGGCAUUUUCGUAAUUUCUUGGGCGACGAAAGGCCAUUUUCUUUGGAUAUUGAAGGCUACAGAUCACGGAUUUGGCCUGAGGCUAUUCUCCAACGAUGAUUGAGUCCAUUAAGCAACGAUUUGGGCGGAUUUAUUCCGGGUAAAUUUUUGGCAGAUUCCAAAGGGGUACCAUCACAGAUUUCGUGCGAUUUAUCCGAAAUGCCAUUUUCUUUCGAUUCUGGAGGCUACAGAUCAUGGAAUCAGGCCGAGGCAAUUCUCCACCGAUAAUGAAGUCUAUUGAUCCUAUUCUCCACGGAUGAUAAGCCCGUUAAGUAUCGAUUUGGGACAAUUUAUUUUCGGAUGGCAUUUUCGUAAUUUCUUGGGCGACGAAAGGCCAUUUUCUUUGGAUAUUGAAGGCUACAGAUCACAGAUUCGGCCUGAGGCUAUUCUCCAACGAUGAUUGAGUCCAUUAAGCAUCGAUUUGGGCGGAUUUAUUCCGGGUCAAUUUUUGGCAGAUUCCAAAGGGGUAACAUCACAGAUUUCGGGCAAUUUAUUCGAAAUGCCAUUUUCUUUCGAUUCUGGUGGCUACAGAUCACGGAAUCAGGCCGAGGCUAUUCUCCACCGAUAAUGAAGUCUAUUGAUCCUGUUCUCCACGGAUGAUAAGCCCGUUAAGCAUCGAUUUGGGCCAAUUUAUUUUCGGAUGGCAUUUUUCGUAAUUUCUUGGGCGACGAAAGGCCAUUUUCUUUGGAUAUUGAAGGCUACAGAUCACGGAUUCGGCCUGAGGCUAUUCUCCAACGAUGAUUGAGUCCAUUAAGCACCAAUUUGGGCGGAUUUAUUCCGGGUCAAUUUUUGGCAGAUUCCAAAGGGGUACCAUCACAAAUUUCGGGCGAUUUAUCCGAAAUGCCAUUUUCUUUCGAUUCUGGAGGCUACAGAUCACGGAAUUAUGCCGAGGCUAUUCUCCACCGAUAAUGAAGUCUAUUGAUCCUAUUCUCCACGGAUGAUAAGCCAGUUAAGCAUCGAUUUGGGCCUAUUUAUUUUCGGAUGGCAUUUUCGUAAUUUCUUGGGCGACGAAAGGCCAUUUUCUUUGGAUAUUGAAGGCCACAGAUUACGGAUUCGGCCUGAGGCUAUUCUCCAACGAUGAUUGAGUCCAUUAAGCACCAAUUUGGGCGGAUUUAUUCCGGGUCAAUUUUUGGCAGAUUCCAAAGGGGUACCAUCACAGAUUUCGGGCGAUUAAUCCAAAAUGCCAUUUUCUUUCGAUUCUGGAGGCUACAGAUCACGGAAUUAGGCUGAGGCUAUUCUCCACCGAUAAUUAAGUCUAUUGAUCCUAUUCUCCACAGAUGAUAAGCCCGUUAAGCAUCGAUUUAGGCCAAUUUAUUUUCGGAUGACAUUUUCAUAAUUUCUUGUGCGACGAAAGGCCAUUUUCUUUGGAUAUUGAAGGCUACAUAUCACGGAUUCGGCAUGAGGCUAUUCUCCAACAAUGAUUGAGUCCAUUAAGCACCGAUUUGGGCGGAUUUAUUCCGGGUCAAUUUUUGGCAGAUUCCAAAUGGGUAACAUCACAGAUUUCGAGUGAUUUAUUCGAAAUGCCAUUUUCUUUCGAUUCUGGAGGCUACAGAUCACGGAAUCAGGUCGAGGCUAUUCUCCACCGAUAAUGAAGUCUAUUGAUCCUAUUCUCCACGGAUGAUAAGCCCGCUAAGCGUCGAUUUAAGCCAAUUUAUUUUCGGAUGGCAUUUUCGUAAUUUCUUGGGCGACGAAAGGCCAUUUUCUUUGGAUAUUGAAGGCUACAGAUCACAUAUUCGGCCUGAGGCCGCUUGUUUUCAACUAAGAGAGAUUUCUUUUCUAUGCACGCUUAAAGAAUAUAAUUUUUGUGAUGAAUGAUGAGUACUUCUGGACAGUCCAUUUAGGAUGUUGUUUCUACUUUAUGCCGCACAUUACAGUACAUACGAUAUUUAGCGUACUCGUAUAUAACUCUUUAGAAAUUAUUGUAUCUGUUUUUUUUAUAAUUAAUUGAAAUACAAUUUUAAGGUUGUGUUCAUCCUUUUUAAGAGUGGUUUGGGUAAGAGGGAGUGAUCACACAACUCACAUCCACAUGGACAUGGCAUAAACUUUGGGGGAGGUUCCUUUCAAAGAUGUGUUCUGUUUGCUUUGGCACACACACUAUAAAAAUUUAACAAUUUCCCCAACCAUUGAUUUGAGUAAUCCCUAAGCCACCACAAAAUAAUAAAUCAUUGUAAUAAAAUCAAAAUUACCCAAAUAAUAUGUUUCCUCUUUUUCGAUAGUGGCACUUAUUAUCAUAGUAGGCAUGUGAUGACACCUCACUCUCUAUAACUACUAUGACUUAAAUGACAUUAUUGGGAUUUAUUCAAUUUUUUUAUUUUUGAGACAUCCCAUUGAAUAGUGUAUGUGUCAAUUCAACUACAAAUGGACCAUAUUGUGCCUACCUACACAAUUCAACUACAACAACAGAUUUUGACCAAACAUUUGUCUAUGAUGAAAUUUCAAAGUUUUCUAGAUACUGGGGGCUUAUCUACUCUAACAAAGGUUUUAUUAUAGU
Messenger RNA from Linum trigynum, 3891 nucleotides. Lineage: Eukaryota; Viridiplantae; Streptophyta; Magnoliopsida; Malpighiales; Linaceae. The record is from the annotation of a GenBank genome assembly.